CAGGAAACCUCCCUGAAACCUAACACUCAGCCCUCCCAGAAGGAACUUCGCAGGCUGGCCCACCAAGACCAUCACUAUGACUGAUGGGGACUAUGAUUAUCUGAUCAAACUCCUGGCCCUUGGAGAUUCAGGGGUGGGGAAGACGACCUUUCUUUAUAGAUAUACGGACAAUAAAUUCAAUCCCAAAUUCAUCACUACAGUAGGAAUAGACUUUCGGGAAAAACGUGUGGUUUAUAAUACACAAGGACAAAAUGAAUCUUCAGGGAAAGCGUUUAAGGUGCAUCUUCAGCUUUGGGACACUGCAGGACAAGAGCGGUUCCGGAGCCUCACCACCGCAUUUUUCAGAGAUGCCAUGGGCUUCUUGUUAAUGUUUGACCUCACCAGUCAGCAGAGCUUCUUAAACAUCAGAAGCUGGAUGAGCCAACUGCAAGCAAAUGCUUAUUGUGAAAAUCCAGAUAUAGUAUUAAUUGGCAACAAGGCAGACCUUCUAGAUCAGAGGGAAGUCAAUGAACGGCAAGCCCGAGAUCUGGCUGAUAAAUACAGCAUACCGUAUUUUGAAACAAGUGCAGCGACUGGACAGAAUGUGGAGAAAGCUGUAGAAACCCUUCUGGACUUAAUAAUGAAGCGAAUGGAACAGUGCAUAGAGAAGACACAAGUCCCCGACGCUGUCAAUGGUGGAAAUUCUGGAAAGCUAGAUGGGGAAAAGCCAGCAGAGAAGAAAUGUGCCUGCUAGACUCUACAUGGGAACUGAUAAUCAAGAACCCUACUCAAAUGUUCCUUCCAAACACUAUGACAAACCACAAAAUUGUUGUUGUGUAGACCAUGCACAAUUGCAUGUCCAUUUU
Cynocephalus volans (Philippine flying lemur) is the source of this 845-nucleotide messenger RNA. It is a transcript of the gene RAB27B, whose product is annotated as RAB27B, member RAS oncogene family. The transcript is spliced from 6 exons. The record is from RefSeq and is a predicted model, not a curated record. NCBI's taxonomy places the organism in Eukaryota, Metazoa, Chordata, Mammalia, Dermoptera, Cynocephalidae. Gene Ontology annotation, cellular component: dendritic spine; synaptic vesicle; endosome. The coding region runs from base 77 to 733 and encodes 218 amino acids. Gene Ontology annotation, molecular function: GTPase activity; GTP binding. Gene Ontology annotation, biological process: Golgi vesicle fusion to target membrane; protein localization to plasma membrane; neurotransmitter receptor transport to postsynaptic membrane.